GUGCGUUCCAAUUGUGUGUUUCUCUGGCAUUGUGUUGUCUCUCUUGAUUUAUUCGUAUUUAUUAUUUGCCAUUACAUACACAUACCUGCCACGUUGUGUUCUUCCAUGAAGAUAUAGUUGCCACAGAAUUUGCGCUGAUAGUCUUGAUCACAAUAGUUGGCUGAGUAGCAGUUAAUCACCAUGUCGUCUGAGUCUGACACCAUUGAACGGCUGGUGGACCAGCGGUUCGACUCGGGCCCCUCUCUGUCGUUCCCCUGUGGCGACCCGGACCCGGGGGCCGAGGGGGACGCAUCUACUGACCAGUCGGCGCCGCUGCCGUGUCUCUGUUGUUCCGCCGAGUUCCCGUCCUCCGACCGGGACGCGCUCUCCGCCCACCUGCUGUCCGAGCACUGUCUGGUCGUGGCCGACCUGGCCCUGGUGGCCGACCUCGACCAGUACUGCCGGUACUGGGCACCUCGACUGUGUGCCGACGGCGGCCUCCGAGAGUACUGCUUCACCGUGCUCACCAACACGGGUCCCAGCGACGCGGCGCCCUCCGAGGAGUACUUCCUGCUGUCGCCCUCCUUGUUUACUCUCCUUGUUUACUUGGGUUCCAUAGCAUUUACGCCACUUUAA
Messenger RNA from Amphibalanus amphitrite, 615 nucleotides. Its product is annotated as zinc finger protein 277-like. Lineage: Eukaryota; Metazoa; Arthropoda; Thecostraca; Balanomorpha; Balanidae. The transcript is spliced from 2 exons. The record is from RefSeq and is a predicted model, not a curated record. The coding region runs from base 181 to 615 and encodes 144 amino acids.